Cavenderia fasciculata is the source of this 3291-nucleotide messenger RNA. RefSeq lists its product as uncharacterized. The record is from RefSeq and is a predicted model, not a curated record. Gene Ontology annotation, molecular function: calcium ion binding. The transcript has 5 exons. NCBI's taxonomy places the organism in Eukaryota, Evosea, Eumycetozoa, Acytosteliales, Cavenderiaceae. The coding region runs from base 1 to 3291 and encodes 1096 amino acids.
AUGUAUAAUAUAACAAUGAUGAUGAAUCAUGACAAUAUCUCUCACUUGAGAGAAAUCUUUGAUGAAUGCGAUGAAAAUCAAAGUGGAUAUAUCAACAAGGAUCAAUUGAGAGAAUUGGUUGCAAAGAUUACUUCAACUGGAUUGGAAGAAGAAGAGUUAGAUACAUUAAUGAAAACAUUGGAUACAGAUAAUGAUGGUCAAAUUGGGUUUCAAGAAUUUGUCGAUGGUUAUAAUCUUAUAGAUCCAGAGUUAUUACUUGAUGAUGACGAUGAUGAUGAUGAAACUAAUUUCAAGAAAAUUAUGGAUGUAAUUCAAACUGAUAGAAAUAAUAAUAGUACUAGUAAUUCAAUAGAUACUGAAAAUAUAUUACCACCAUCACCAAUCGAUUAUGAAAAAUAUCUAAGAGAAAUAUUCAAUCAAUAUGAUGACGAUGGAGACGGAAUUAUAAAUAAUGAACAAUUGCGAACCUUGUUGGCAGAUAUCAAGGAUAAGAGCGGUAUAGAGGGAGACGAUGAAGACGUAGAUUAUAUUGUGCAGGUAUUAAACAAUGAUGGAAAAGAUACCAUUACAUUUGAAAAUUUCAUUACUGCCAUUGAACACAUCAACUCUCCUUCUCAAGAAUCUCCAACCGUCUCAUCAUUUGAACCAUCAAUCUCGGAUGAACAACAACAACAACAAACUGUACAGUCGGCUACAUUAAUUGAUUUGGAUUCAAAUGAUGAUCAACAUAAUCACCAUCAACAAAAUAAUCAACAACAACAUAACCAAGAUGAACAUAUUAAUGAACAUGGAGAAUCAUCUGGAUUUUCAUCAUCAAGAAAUAAUUCAUCAUUUAGAUCUGGUGUUAGAGGACGUGCAUCUAGUUGGGUAGCACCCGUUUCGAUUGUUAAUAUGAUCAAGAAACGUGCAGAGAUGUUUGCCAAGGAGGAGAAUACACAGGUGUAUACGGAUGCGUCGGUUGAUCCAAACGUGUUUGUCGAGUACAAGCGUAAGGAGGCAUUGCUGCGUUCCGAGAAUGAGCAUCUUGGCAGUAAGAUCAAUAUGGUCGAGGACCAGUUACGAGAGGUGCGCGAGUCGCACGAGAAGCUGUCCGAAGACAACGCACAACUCAAAGAAUCGGUCGUCAUUGGCAAAAAGACGUUGGUGCAAAACCAGAAGCUAGCGUCACAAAACAAACAGCUCGAAGAGACGAUCGAGGUAUUAAAGAGCGAGUUGAUGAUGGCGACAGACGCCCGUAACGAGUUGCAGCGCACACACAAUAAGCUCAAGCAGCAUCAAGACGGACUGUUGGUACAACUCGAGACUGCCACUUCACAGUUGUCAUUGGGCCGCGAAAAGAUGGCUGAACUCGAGGAACAACACGCCAAAAACGCACCACUCCUCAAAAAGGCACAUUCAUUCCAACAAUUCCCACCCCAAGAGAUUGAGCAAAUGCGUGAAGAGAAUGUAUUACUCAAACAACAACUUGAAAAGGAGCAAAGCAAGGCACAAGACAGUGUCAAGUUAUUGUCGGAAGAGUAUGCUUUGCUCAAGAAAAAGAGUAAGGAGGAUAAGGCACUUUUGGACUCGUCCAACCAGAUCAUUCACAAGCUCAAGCAGACACUAGAGGAGCAACAGGGACGCACCCACAACUCUGACCCCAACUACAAGUUGUCGUUACUCAGCGAGCUUGAACAACAGGUAGUCACCCGUCUCGGUACACCUGGAACACUCGACUAUGGUAGUACGUCUAGUUUGGCUGCUUUUGACGUUCCCAUAACCCCCGCAUCGACACCUACCAAUGGAUCAGAACCCAUCGCCAUUGCCAUGGCCAACGGUCGUACACGUCCACCUCGUCCAGUCGAUCAUGACGACGACAGUCUCGACUCGCUCUCUGAAGACGCCCACAAUGAACGUAUCGACGAGCUUCAACAACGCAAUGACCAACUUGAAAAGGAACGUGUCAUCCUCGACCAACAAGUCAAGACACUCCAAGAAAUGCUCGACACUAGCAGCAGUCAGAUUAAAAUGAGUACCGUCACCAUCGAGGAAAAGGAAAAGGAAAUUGUACAAGCAAAACAAUCAAUGGAACAAACCAAAAACGAGAUUGAACAAACUAAAAAGGAAAUGGAACAAACCAAAAAGGAAAUGGAACAAACUAAACUUGAUAUGGAACAAACUAAAAGAGUAUUGGAAGAGAGAGUGACAUUAGAGACAAAGACACUUCAAGAUCAAAUACACGAGUUGACAAUGUCCAAUGCAGAGAUGACACAGACCAUGUUGGCAUCAUCAUCGACGUUGGAGAUGGCUACUGGACAGGUAUCAGAGUUGCGUCAACAACUAGAGAAAAAGGUUGAGGUGGCCGAACGUCUCUCUGAAGAGAACCGUUUACUCAAGAGCCAGAUUGACACGUCUGGUCCUGCACCCAUCGACCCUGUACAUAUCAAAGCUGAACAAACUCAAGGCGAGUUACUCUUGCUCAAACAGCGUGUCGAAGAGCUAGCAUCUAAAAACAAUAGUCUUGUCAGUGAAAACUCACAACUCAAAGAACAACAAAGUUUCUCUCCCCUCACCUCUCCAACUACAUCUAAACGUGAUAUUCAUGAACAAGAAGAAAUACAAGACAAGGUAGAAAGCAAUGAGAAUCAAAUUGGUGGUACUUCUGCUGUACUCCUUUCAGAGACAUCUCAACAUUCAAUCAACGAUCUUCAUUCACAAGUAUCAACAUUGACCGACAUCAAAGAUCAACUUGAAAAGGAUCUAAAGAAAUACCAAAAGAUGCAAGCUGAUACUACCACUGCACAAGUUGCCAACAGUUCAUUGGUCGAUCAAUUGCAAAAGGAAACACAAGCACUCAAAUCAAACGGUCAAAAACUAGAUGAAAAGUAUCGUAUCGUCGAAUACCAAUUCCAACAAGCCACCGAUCAAUGCAAUGAAUUAAAAGAACAAAAUCAAACUCUCCAAGAAAGAAUUGAAAUGAUUAAAUUGGAAUAUGAAACAAAAGUUAGUCAAUCAAAUUCUCAUUUUGAAAAGAAAAAUAAGAUUAUAAAGGAAAAUGAAGAAUUAAAACAAAGAUUAAAACGUUAUGAAUCAGAGGAUCAUCAAAUAGAUAUCAUUGAAAUGGAAGAUGAAACUAAAACACUACGUGUAAAGGUUGAAGAUCUAUCAAACAGACUGCAAAACGAAAGAAAUCUCAACAAACAUUUACAAUCACAACUCGAUCACUCUGAUCAAUCUCCACUCAUUCCAGGUGGUGGCAAUAGUACCAACUCUGCUUAUCAUAAUAGAAGACAAUGUUGUGGACUUUGUUAA